Messenger RNA from Mobula hypostoma (lesser devil ray), 6740 nucleotides. RefSeq lists its product as uncharacterized. Bases 51 to 4103 code for a protein of 1350 amino acids. NCBI's taxonomy places the organism in Eukaryota, Metazoa, Chordata, Chondrichthyes, Myliobatiformes, Myliobatidae. Gene Ontology annotation, cellular component: plasma membrane. Gene Ontology annotation, molecular function: transmembrane signaling receptor activity. The transcript is spliced from 21 exons. The record is from RefSeq and is a predicted model, not a curated record.
CUUCUCUCUGAGGACAGACAGGUCCUGGCUGCGUCUCUGUGAAUAAAACAAUGUGGGCUUCAAUUCUCCUGAUUGUUUCCCUACCUGUUUCAGGUGCAUUUUGGGCAGAGAAAUAUGUAAAAGGAGUUGUGGGAAGAGCGAUCACAAUCGAUUGUCACUAUGAAGCAAAGUACUGCUCACACACAAAGUAUUGGUGCCAUGGAUGGACUCGCCAAUGUUCAGUUUUAGUGGAAACAAAUGGGCAACACAGACGGCGUGGACGAGUGUCAAUCACAGAUAACUCAGAACGGAGAACAUUUACUGUUACUAUGAAGAAUCUUCGCUCUGGAGAUACAGGAUGGUACAGCUGUGGAAUUUCAACAACUUUUAAUGACCCGAUGUUUAACGUACAUUUACAAGUAUCUGAUGAACCCGUGUCUGCUCCUGUGGUUCGAUAUCCAUCACCAGCAAAUGUUUCACGUCUCAGGGGCUUAGUGUUACUUUCCUGUGAGUCUCUCCAGGGAUCCUUUCCCAUUCAGUACAAAUGGUAUGAACAAUCUGGACAUACACAGAUCUCAGAUACAAAUGAACUGGCUCUCUGUUGUAAAUCCUUCAGCCUCCAGCACCAACGAUAUUACUGCAGUGCCUCAAAUUGGUAUGGAGCAAGAUCCAGUGCAGUGGUUAAUUUGACAGUCUUCAGCAAAGGAGAGACCUGCAGUUAUAUGACAGAAAUCAACGGCAACAUUUCAGGUGCAUUGUGGGCAGAUGAAUAUGUAACAGGAGUUGUGGGAAGAGCGAUCACAAUCGAUUGUCACUAUGAAGCAAAGUACCACUCACACACAAAGUAUUGGUGUCAUGGAUGGACUCAUCAAUGUUCAGUUUUAGUGGAAACAAAUGGGCAACACGGACGAAGUGGACGAGUGUCAAUCACAGAUAACCCGGAACGGAGAAUAUUUACUGUUACUAUGGAGGAUCUUCACUCUGGAGAUACAGGAUGGUACAGCUGUGGAAUUACAACACCAGGUCUCGAUCUGUUAUUUAAAGUACAUCUGCAUGUACUUGUCGAAUGUGUGUCCGGACCUGUGCUUAGAUUUCUGCCAUCAGCAAAUGCUUCAGGUUUUCAGAACUCACUGUCAGUGUCCUGUGAGUCUGUUCAAGGAUCGCUUCCCAUUCAGUACACGUGGUAUGAAAAGGCCCUGUAUGAGGAUACAAUGAUCUCAAACACCAAUACAUUGGAUCUACAUUGUCAAUCCUUCAAACACCAACAGUAUUACUGCACUGCCUCAGAUUAUUGGUCAGGAUAUACUUGUGAAAGUUCUGGAACUGAAUCAGUAACAACUCCUUCUACAAAUCCAGAAAUAAGAGACAAUGAUAGACAAAGUGGAGUGAAGCAAGGUAAAGCAACAGAGACAACAGAGUUCGGCUACGAGACUAAAGUCUUGUUGACUGAGGGAGACCGAGGGAGGCUGAGGGAGAUUGAGGGAGACAGGGAAAACCUGGGAUCAUCAUUUACAGACCUAGCUACUGCAAACCCCAAUAUGAAUUUGUGGAAAAAUCAGCUCAUCUCCUAUCAGCAGGAAACCACAUACAGAGGGCAAGAAUUGGCCUACCAAGGAGAGGCGACUGAGCAGCAAGCGCCACAGCUCUGGGAGAUACUUGCAUCAUUACAGAAGAACUCUGAGACCGGUAAGCGGGGUUCCCGUUCCACGGGGAUGGAUUCUGGUAUCAAUCAUUUGACUAAUUGUCCUACUACGUGUUCCCAAAACUACGGUGGAGAGUCAGUUAACCUGCCAACCCCGGAGCGGUACAAUGAGGAUUCUGAGUCUUGCCGCGGUGCCACAGGACGUGAAUAUACAUGUGAAACAUUUACAACAGUAUCAACUGCAAGUUUCAUGAUAUUGAAGGUUGGUCGUUGGCUGCUCUUCGCUCUCCUGAUGAUCUGCACUAUUUCGGUCACGUGGUUCACAAGGGAAACCAAGAUGACAGCAGUGACUGAUGCAAUAGAGUCGGAACCCAGAGCAUCGGAGACCCGGGACCCGGAGCAUUGGAGCCCGGAUCACCGGAGAUCCGGAGCACCAGAAGCCUGGAGACCUGGAAUCCAGAGCAUCGGAAGCCCGGAGAUCCGGAAACCGGAGCAUCAGAGCCCAGACUCGGAACUUGGAACAUCAGAGCCCGGACCUCUGUUGGACACAGGACACGGAACACUGAGCUGGGGCUCCUCCUUGGUUAGCUCACUGUGGUUUCGCGAUUGGACUUCCUGCCCUCUUCUUCCUUAUUUUUAUUCAACAGUAAUUUCACUCUGUGAACAGACAAGUGCUGACAGGGUCUCAGUGAAUAAAACAAUGUGGAUUUCGAUUCUUCUGAUUAGUUUCCUACCCGAUUCAGGUGCAUUGUCGGCAAAGAAAUAUGUAAGGGGAGUUGUGGGAAGAGCGAUCACAAUUGAUUGUCACUAUGAAGAAAUGUACCGCUCAUACACAAAGUACUGGUGCCAUGGAUGGAGUCUCCAGUGUACAACUUUAGUGAAAACAAAUGGGCAACAUGGACAGAGUGGACGAAUGUCAAUCACAGAUAAGCUGAAACGAAGAAUAUUUACUGUUACUAUGGAUAAUCUUCAUUAUGGAGAUACAGGAUGGUACAGCUGUGGAAUUACAAGAGCAGUUGCCGAUCUGCUGUUUAAUGUACAAAUACAAGUAUCUGAUGAACCUGUGUCUGUUCCUGUGCUUCGAUAUCUGUCAUCGGCAAAUGUCUCCCGUAUCGGGGGCUCAUUGACAGUUUCCUGUGAGUCCUUCCAGGGAUCCCUUCCCAUUCAGUACACAUGGUAUGAAAAAACCUCAUUUGGGCAUCUAAAGAUCUCAGAUACAAAAGAACUGGCUCUACAUUGUCAAUCCUUCAACCAGCAGCACCAUCAAUACUACUGUAGUGCCUCGAAUUGGCAUGGAGAAAGAUCCAGUGCAAUGGUUGAUGUGACAGUCUUCAAAAACGGAGAGAUCUGCAGCUAUGUGACAGAAAUCAAUGGCACCAUUUCAGGUGCUUUAUGGGCAGAAGAUAAAGUAAGAAGAGUUGUGGGAAGAGCGAUCACAAUCGAUUGUCACUAUGCACCAAUGUACCGUUCACACACAAAGUAUUUGUGCCGCCUGUGGGGUCUCCUAUGCACAUCGUUAGUGAACACAAAUGGGAAAAAUGAGCAGUAUGGAAGAAGGACAAUCAGAGAUCACACAUCCCAGGGAACAUUAACUGUUACUAUGGAGAAUCUUGCCUCUCAAGAUACAGGAAUUUACAGAUGUGGAAUUACAACAUCUGGCAAUCAUCCAGUGUUUGAUGUGAAUCUGCACGUAUUUGACGAACCUGUGUCUCUUCCUUUGCUUCGAUUUUCACCACAAACAAAUGGCUCAAGUUGUGGGGACUCCGUGUCAGUGUCCUGUGAGUCUGUCCAUGGGUCCCUUCCCAUUCAGUACUCAUGGUAUGAAAAGACGCCAUCUGAGGAUUCAAAGAUCUCUGACACAAAUAAACUGGAUCUACAUUGCCAAUCCAUAAAAUACAAAAAUUAUCUGUAUUAUUGCAAAGCCUCAAAUAUUAAUGGAGAGAAGUCCAGUGAAGUGGUCAAUGUAUCCAUCUCCAACAGUGUCAGCACCUGCAGAAAUGUGAUUGAAGUCAACAGCAUGGGGAGAAUUGAUUUCUGUGAAAAUACUGUGACAGAAUUGAUGACAACUGCACAAAGGAAAGAAACUACUUCAGCUGAAAUACACACUUACACAACUGUGCUCAGUGUUGUUGGGAUCCUACUCAUACUACUUGCCGUUUGUCUACUUUGCUACCUGAAGAGAAAAAACAGGGAAUCCAAGCCCAACCCAUCUCACAGAGGAGGCAACAAUGAAACCCAGGAAACGGCCGCAUUGGAAGAAAACAUCAUUUAUGCAGAUCUACACCAUGAUCAAAAUAAUGAGGCAGCUGCCCAGUCAGCUAACAAUGAAAAUGAAACUGUGUAUGCAAACAUGAAAUUUAAAAGGAAGUCACGAGCAGGACACUCUGUUAUGGAUGAGGACAACACCACCUAUGCAGAUAUCAAAUUUCAAAGCCAACCUGCAAAGCCCAGACGGAAAGCUUUCUCUCCUGGUACUCCAUAGGACUCAGAAUAAGCUUGACAAAGUCAUUAUGUGGAUUAAGGCAGAAGAGUUAUGCUCAGAGGCCACUUUAUUAUGUACACCUGUACACCUGCUCGUUAAAGUAAAUUCCUAAUCAAUCACUUGGCGGCAACUUGAUGCAUGAAAGCAUGCAUGCUGGCACGUUGCGUAUUGAAAGGUGUUCUGCACACCUCUGUUGUAACGCAUGUUUAUUUGAGUUACUGUCAUCUUCCUGUCAGCUUGAACCAGUCUGGCUAAUCUUCUCUAUCGGACCUCUGUUUACUUUCUGAUCCUUAGGGUUCUUCCAGGAGUCAGGAAUGACAUGUAGUCUUAAUUCUAACAAACAUAGAAAUACUAAACAACACACACAAAAUGCUGGAGGAACUCAGCAGACUAAGCAAAGUAAAUAAAGUGUGAGAAAUUAUGCUAGGAGGUAAAUGAACGGCAACACACGUGAAGUCAGAUAGAUGGUGCCGCUGAAAAAAUCCAUGACCUUUAUAGCUAAGAUCAGGAAAAUUCCUUCGAUAGAAAUAAACUAGUUAAUAGGCCCCAUAAUUAUAACAAUUACCUCUCAUGUGUUACUUGCUAAUAUUUAGCCAAUGAAAUGUGAGGAAGGUGAUAACCCAUUAAUUUAACUGCUAACAACAGGAAUUCUGCAGACGCUGGAAAUUCAAGCAACAUACAUCAAAGUUGCUGGUGAACGCAGCAGGCCAAGCAGCAUCUAUAGGAUGAGGCGCAGUCGACGUUUCAGGCCGAGACCCUUCGUCCUGACGCAGGGAUGCAGUUUAACUGCUAUACUGGUUUCUGCCAGUCAGUGGAGAUGAACCACCACAUACUGUGAAAAAUAAGGAAAUUUGUUAAAAUCUUAUUUAAAAAAAGUUUCAUGUCAAAAUGAAAACAGACCUCUACAAAGUGAUCUAAAUUAAUUACAAAUAUAAAACAUUUAAAAAAUUGUUUGCAUAGGUAUUCACCCCCUUUAAGUCAGUAUUUAGUAGAUGCACCUUUGGCAGCAAUCACAGUCUUGAGUUUGUGUGGUUAGGUCUAUCAGCUUUGCACAUCUGGACACUACAAUUUUUCCCCAUUCUUCUUUACAAAACUGCUGAAGCUCUGUCAGAUUACACAGGGAUCGUGAGUGAAAAGUUUUUUUCAAAUGCAGCCACAAAUUCUCAGUUGGAUUCAGGUCUGGAUUCUGACUUGGCCACUCCAGGACAUUAGCUUUCUUGUCUUUAAGUCAUUCCUGUGUUGAUUUGGCUUUAUGCUUGGGGUCAUUGUCUUGCUGGAAAGCAAAUCUUUUCCCAAGUCACAGUUCUCUUGUAGACUGCAUCAGGUUUUCCUCCAGGAUUAUUAUAUCCUUCUAUAUCCUUUGACCAUAUUCCUCACUAUCCACAGCAUUAACAAUUUUGUUUUGUCUACAAAAGUACCUCUAUCUCAAUGCAAAUCAUUUAUAUCUAUUACAAGCAACAGAGGUCUAGGCACUGAACCUUGCAGAGCUCCACUGAUCAUGGGCCUCUAGUCAGGUAAUCACCCCUCCACCACUGGCUCAGUUGCCUAUCAACUUCCCAACUUUGUUUCUAACUUACAAACUCUCUAUGGAUUCUGUGUUGCUUAAUUUUCUUGUCCAGCAUAAUAUGAGGGACCAUGUCAAAUGCUUUACAAAAGAUCAUGUCUAUAACAUCCUCUGCACUCCCCUCAUCAAUCAUUUUCUUCACUGCCCUGUAUUAUCCAGGAGUUAUGAAAUUAUAGCGAUAAUGGUAUUAAUUAAAAAUGGGAACAAAGCUUCCUGAAAUUACGUGUAAUCCACUGGUCGUCUAAAGCAUUUGAAACCAAUCACUGAGUGUGGGACAUUCUGAUUCUAAAGCAACACACACAAAAUGCUGGAGGAACUCAACUAGUCAGGCAGCACCCAUGGAAAUGAAUGAACAGUCAAUGUUUGGGUCCGAGACCCUUCAUCAGGACUGGAAAGGAAGGGAGAAGAAUCCAGAAUAAAAAGGGUAGGAGGGUGGAUAGCUAGAAGGUGAUAGACGAAACCAGGUUGGUUGGAAUGAUAAAGGGCUGGAGAAUAAGGAAUCUGAUAAGAGGGUAGAGUGGAACAUAUGAGAAAGUGAAGAGCGAGGGGACCUGGGGGUAGUGAUUGACAGGUGAGAAGAGGUUGGCGGCCAGAGGAGGGAAUAGAAGAAAAGGUGAGGAGGAGAAACUGAUUUUCAUGCCAUCAGGUCAGAGGUUAACCAAAUGGAAAAUAAGCUUUUGCUCCUCCACCCUGAAGAUGGCCCCAUCUGAUUAUACACUGCUGUAGGGUGAGACAACAGAUGAAUGCUGAUGUUAAAUUGUACUUAAUGAAACCUUCAGGAUAAAAUCAAGGGAGCCAUUAAGUGGUCGUCUCCUGUAUUAACACAGUGCUAAUGCCACAUACCUGCUUUUGUAUAGUCAAGGGUUCAUCGCUCAGCUCUGCAAUAAAAGAUAUAUAUCUUGGGUGCCUGGUGUAUAUGCUCAGAAGCUCCUGGACCAGUCACUAGUCUAUUCAGAUGUGCUGAUCAUUUGGGAUGUUCUCUCAUUGUAAAUAUGCAAUUCUGCAAAAGUUGCCUGUCUAUUUUCAAAAACUAAAGUCAAAUGUUAGGUAAAAAUAGCUAUUAAAAUGCAUUU